GGUUUCCAGUGAAGGGGAGGAGGGGGAAAGGCUGUGUGACACUCAGCGCAUUCGCUCUGUUGGACUACCACGCACGUUACAGCGACCACACAGCAUCAACUUCAAAACAUAUCAAAAACGGAGGAGGGAGGGUACUGUCGGGAAUAUAAACGGUUUACACGCUACUUCACCAGCCAAGGGAUUAAAGCAGUCCAUCAGAUCUGUGCUGGAGUGAAGGUUCAGUUGGUGUCCAUACAGUGCGCCAUACAGUGAGCUGCGUGGCUGCCGGCCCAGUGGGCUGCCAGAGGAGUCAGAGCUGUGGAUUGCAUCAUUAUACGACAAAAGCAAUUGGAAUCAGAGUUCUCCCUCCCUCCUCUUCCUCCAUCUCGUCUUCUUUUUCUCUAGGCCUGACUCUCCCCAUACACAAACCUUCUGACCACUCCUCCCACACUGGGUAUGGUCCACUCCCCCCCGACUCCCCAGCCAGUCAGGCAGUGAGUCGAUGGAAGCUGUGUAAUCCUCUGUAAAGUAUAGGGCCUAUACGGCUGCAUAUGCUCCCUUUUGUCAUGGUGACUGUUGUUGUUGCAGAGGCCUCCCUCAGGAGAGCACAUGAGGGAGAACAGAAGGCAGCAUAAAGCCCACAGAGGAAGGAAGAGAGAGCGAUAGAGAGAUACUGACACCGCUAUUUAUUUGACCGUAGGAGAAUGAGCUCCACAGGGCAGUGGAUGGCAUUCAUUGGGGGUGAAACUACAUGAUGUGGGACUGGCAUUACCACCCCACGCCAAUCACAAAUUGGACCAACAGUCAUUUUUGGAGAUAUUUGCCACAUAGUGGGCUGCAGCAAGGGAUGCAGUGAAACAGAGACAAAAAGACAAGACAGUUUUUUUUCUUGAAUUACAAUAUUUUUCUAUUUUUCCUCCCCUUGGUGUCUUUUUAAAUUUCAGCCUACCAAAAGUGCCUUUGUCAACUUUUUACUCAUCUUCCCCUAUAUUCAUAUUCCUAAUUACCACAGAUUACCGUAUGUUCAACAUAUGUGGGCCACAGCACCAACCUCCAUCAAAUACACAGACGACAAUCAUCUCUUUUCCAAGUAGUGUCUCUGCUUGGGGAGAGCCUAUUUAGUGACUUUUUGCACUGUCUUCUCCCAACCCUUGUUGCUUUGACGACGUCAACAUGAUCAGUAUCCAGUCCAAAUGGCGCUACCUUUUCAUGUUUCUGGGCAUCCAGCUGGUGGUCAUGGCGCUGCUGUCCCGAGAGGGAUACCAGAAGAGGGUCUCCUACUUCAUCCGCAUCUUCCGCAAGCCCGACACCACUGGUUUAUCAGGCCGCAACCAAACAACAGUGGGCAUACCUGGAGGGGAUGUAUAUGCCAACCUCUCAACACUUUUCAAAACUCAUGUCAAUGAAGAUCACAUGCCCUUGUGCCCUAAGACGUCCCCUCUUAUAGGUGGGCCGAUUCACGUCAAAUUCCCAUCAGGGCUGACUCUAGCAGAGGUGCAGAGGAAGAAUCCACUGGUGAUGCGCGGAGGACGCUACCGGCCACCUGACUGUGAGGCGAGACACCGAACAGCCAUCAUCAUUCCCCACAGAAACAGAGAACACCACCUCAAGUUCCUUCUAUACUACCUGCAUCCUUUUCUGCAGCGACAACAGCUCAACUACAGAAUUUACAUCAUUCACCAGGCUGGAACAUACACUUUCAACAGGGCCAAGCUGAUGAAUGUGGGUUUCCGAGAAGCCAUGAGAGAGGAGGACUGGGACUGCCUCUUCUUCCAUGAUGUGGACCUCAUCCCGGAGGACGAUCGCAACACGUACGUCUGCGACUCCACCCCCAAGCAUGUGGCCAUCGCCAUGGACAAGUUCGGCUACAAGCUUCCGUACAAUAUGUACUUUGGAGGAGUGUCAGCUCUGACGCCACUGCACUACCUCAAGAUGAACGGCUUUCCCAACAACUACUGGGGCUGGGGUGGAGAGGACGACGAUAUUGGACUCAGAGUGUCACUGGGGGGGAUGUACAUCAGUCGUCCGUCAGUGAAGGUUGGCCGUUACAAGAUGAUUAAACACAAGCUGGACAAAGGCAAUGAUGUGAACCCAAAGAGGUUCAACAUGCUGGCCAAAACCCGUCAGACCUGGAAGUCGGAUGGGAUGAACACAGCUGAAUAUGAGCUGAUCUCACGGGAAUACAUGCCCCUCUACACCAACAUCACUGUUAACAUCGGCACUGAGGCCGGUCUACAUUCCCCUCCACCUCCACAUCCUCCAGAAAAAGCUGAAGAAAAACAUCCAGAGAAAAAAGCACCUGCCGAAGUCCCAGUCAACGUCCCAGCCAAAAUUACAGAAGGCGACACUAACAAAAAGCCAACACAAAAUACUUCUAAUCAUGUAUAACGCUGCCAUGACUUCAAUGGGAUAAUCCUAUUGGUCGAGCUGUAGGAUGCUGUUUUUUCUCCUCUAUCACCUGGAGCUGUUUUCACUUUUUUGUCAGUUUUUGGUGGCAUUUCUUUGUGGGCAGUGGGACACUGAUUUGGGUGAUUUUAAAAUGGUGAUUUUUUUUUUUUUGAUUUUUUUUUUUUUUUGAUUUUUUUUUGAAAAUGAAAAUAAUUGACCUGAAUUUAUCAAUCCUUAGAUGACGGCUCUCCACCUUGGCUCCUGUUCUAUCACUGACUCUUCUUCCAAUGGGAGCCACAGUGAAGGGUGAAGGGUAAACGUUGGACUCUGUGAGUUUAUAUAUCUACAGCGCUGUGGUCGCUGGCUAAACCUUGUGAUGCCUUAGAAGCUUGUUUUGUUUGCUGUCUCUUCACUCGUACCUUACAUUAUUCCGAAUAUUGGGUUUGAUAGAGCAGUAGCUGUGAUUUCCAGCAGUCGCACUCGUUUUUUUUGUCCAAAUGCCAAUGAGUGAUGAAUGAAGGAACUUGAAAAUGUUGUUUAUUACUGCUUCUGACGGAACGCUGCACGUCCGCCACCUGUCUGCAAAUACCUGGGGUCCCGUUUAGAAAGACCUUUAUCCGUUUGGUUUCUGCAUCAGGUGGACUAAAUCCUUCAAAUGUUUUCAGAUGCUGUACACAUACAUUGCCUGUCAUUUUCAGUGGAAAUACUAACGAGAAUGAGAGUUCAUUUUACGUCUUGGUUCUGUAAACCAAGGCCAAGGUACAGUUCUAUGUAAAGGCAGUGCAUUCAAUUCAGCCUUUCACAUUUCAGCAUAUGGGAUAUCUACAUUUGAUUUUCUGUUGUUUUUGUUAUUGUGUGCAUUCACCUUUAUCCAAUAGAGCACCUCUUUGUGACGGUGAUCAGUCCUCUGCCUUCAGAUGAGCUUGAGAUUCACAUCAAAAUGGAGUCUGUCUUGCUUUUUAAAAAAAAAUAUUUAUCAUUUGAUCAUCUGCAGUGUACUUUACAUCUCCUUAUGUAGAUGUUUCCCCCUAAGAGUGCUGGCUUACUCCCACAACACUUUAUAUGCAGUCAAAUGUUCUAAUCUAUCUUUUGCCCACUUCCUUUCCUUAAUCUAUACAUAUCAUGGAGAAAUGCACUCAAAAAAGUAAAAAUAUAUAUAUAAUUGACCUCAGUUCAAUUGAAGGAAUAUUAUGAUCUUGUUUGUGUUUUGAGAGAAUUCUGUGACUUCUUGUUAGGAUAUGAUUCAUUAAAACCGCCACAGAAUAGUGUCUCAAUGAAACUGUGUUAAAAUUAAGCAGAUUAUAUCAUUUCACGAUUUCUUAGCAAUAUUGUUAUAGUCUCACCACGAUGUUUAUUUUUAUUUUCUGUUCUCCCCUUUCGAACACAACUAUUUGUCCCUGUGUAAUUUUCAAGUUUCUCCAUAAUCUUACUCUGGAAGCCUUCACAUCGAAACAUCUGCCAUGUCCUUUCCACUUGUGCCCGUAUACUGCAUGUCUGCUCCUCCUUCGCUUCUCUCCACUCUGACAGAUUUGAUUGUAAACAUGCGAAAAAAGAAACUGUCCCCUCUUCCACUGAGUGGCUGUACUGGCAGUUGAACAGGCUGAAACCAAAGAUGACUGCAUGGAAAGCUGUGUUGAGGGAUAACAUAUUGUGUGUGUGUGUGUGUGUGUGUGUGUUUGUAGUGAAUGAUUUCUGUACUACUCUUAUGUACAUACCUUUCAUCUCUUCCUAUCAAUACUUGUAUGUUGUUCAAAGAAUCUCACACCAACACUCAUAAUUUACGUUUUUUUUCUUUUUUGUGAAGAGAUGAAGAUGGUCCAUGAUGAUUAUCCAUGAUGAUUACAAGUGAUUUAUUUUCUGAAUGCUGUACUGAGAACUUGUUUUUUCAUCAUGACAUUGGGCAUUUGUCCGUGUUAGUGGACGAUUUUGAGCUCUGAGAGUGUCCGCCUGUGAUUUUCAUAAUUAGAUGACUAUAUACUGCAUUAUCAUUUUGAUGUGACUUCAUAUUCGACUCCUAUGGCCUUAGCAACACAUAAUAGUGGUAUUUCAACUUGUGCUCACUAAUACAAUAGCAUCUUUAUAUCAAGACUUAAUAUGCAUGGCAACAAACCUAUUAGCAAGGAAGUGUACCGAGCACAAUGUGAAGAUGAUACAUAUCAGUGCUCCUCUAGAAGAAUAUGAAGCAUGCUGAAGUGUCUAUGUUGUGAACUGGAAACGUUCUUAUUGUGACUGUAAAUGCAAGUUUCUGCUGUGGGGAAUGCUCCUCACUGUUAAAUGUAGGGCAUUUCUCAGAAAGAUGUACAAAGGAAGCUUAUAUUCCCAAAGUCACAGCAUACAGUCUCCAUUAACUGUGCGACACUCGACCUGAUGUUUUGUGUUUCUGAUUUAAGCUACUUUACGUUUGAUUUGACUCCGUUCUGAUGUAGAUCAGCAGCAAUAGAAAGCAGUCAUCACAGGGUAGCACUGAAGUAACCAAGAGCAACGUGACUUUGUGAGUUAUUUCUGCUCUUUAUGAAUUCUGCACAGUCCAGAGUGGCCUUAAAUUCAUUAAUAAACUGAUUAUUCAAAAGCAA
Messenger RNA from Gymnodraco acuticeps, 4940 nucleotides. RefSeq names its product beta-1,4-galactosyltransferase 3. The transcript has 7 exons. Gene Ontology annotation, biological process: carbohydrate metabolic process. The coding region runs from base 1153 to 2367 and encodes 404 amino acids. The record is from RefSeq and is a predicted model, not a curated record. Gene Ontology annotation, molecular function: glycosyltransferase activity. Lineage: Eukaryota; Metazoa; Chordata; Actinopteri; Perciformes; Bathydraconidae.